AUGAUCGAGGAGCACACUGCUUCUCUUCUUAUAGGAACUUCUGGCCUUAUUGUCGUUGCUCUCUGUACAAUUUCUGGCCUGUUGGCAAUAUUAUCCCGGUUAUCUCUUCGAAGUCGAGUCGGAUAUAUCGCUCUCCAGGAAAUAUAUCAGGAUCGAGAUGGAGCUGCUACGGAAGAGUCCAUCCAAAGAUUUUCACAGAAAGCGUACUAUGUGUCGAUCAUAUGUUUUUCGAUUAUUGGCCUCCUAGUAUCUUUGGCACAGGCUGUCUUGUCAACUAUUUCGGAGGACCGUUUACGCACGAUUGAGCCAUGGCUUCAGCUUUCUAUAUGGGUUUUGGUCGUACUGAAUUCCAUUGCACUUCUUGUUGAGCCAUCUCCAACCAAAAAGUUUACUAUCGGGCUCUAUAUAUCGACGUCAACCCUCCUCUAUAUAGUACUUAUCACUAUACAGACCUUUUUUAUUUAUCCCAACUCCAAUUCUCUCGAUCUGAGCGACGCCCGCGGCGCUCUGGUAUUGGUGCAGCUUGUGAUUGCCUUCAUCUGUGCUUGCGUCUCCGUCCUUCUCCCCCGUCGGCCAGAUGUUUUCAGAAAUGGAAAAGUUGUGGAUGCCCAGUAUACAACAUCUUGGAUUGGCCGUUUAACUUUUAGCUGGCCAAGUGGAUUGCUCAAAGAGAUACGGCGAACUAAAACACUAGAUGUUGAAUAUCUUCCUCAGCUAGAUUAUCCAACUCGCGCCAAAUCUCUUCUCGAAGCGUUUGAUAAGACAAAGAACAAGUCCCCCCGUCUCUGGAAGGUGUUGAUACGCGUUUAUCUUUCACCUCUGCUUGUACAAUUUGUGUUGGUCGUUAUAUCCGCUCUCCUGAGCUUUGCCCCCCAGAUUUGCCUACUUCAAAUUCUUCGUGCGCUAGAGGCACGUAGUCGUGGCGAGUGGAAUUCGUCCGAAGCUUGGUGGUUGGUUUUUGCGCUAGGGAUGUCGACAUUGGUUUUUUCCACAAUUGAGUCCUGGCUUUAUUGGGUCUCGUUCGCGAAGCUGUGCAUCCCUGUCUAUGAACAAGUAGCCGCUGUAGUAUUUACGAAAUCUAUGCGUCGGAAGAACGUGAAAGGCUCACAAGCCUCGAGCAGCCCGGACGAUCAGGGCUCAAACCAAAACGGCAAUCAGACAUUGAAAGAUGACGCUGAUGCUGAAGAUGAUAACCAGAAGACUAACCAAGGCACUAUCAACCUUGUUGCUGUUGACGCAAAACGAAUUUCCGAUUUUGCCGCUUACAAUUAUUUCAUUCCCUCGACCACUAUUAAACUUACCGUCGCCUUUACAAUUUUGGGGCUGCUGAUAGGUUGGAAAAGUCUUUGCUCAGGGCUUCUGGUCUCUGUUGUGGUGACUCCAGUCAACAUUUUCGUCGCAAGCAAAUAUUCAGGUAGCCAAAUUUCUUUGAUGAAAUUCCGUGACCAAAAAAUGGUCGUCAUAACCGAAGUUCUCCAGGGAAUCCGUCAAAUUAAGUUCUCGGCACUUGAGAACCAAUGGCAACGUAAAAUUGGAGAUAUACGGAAGGCAGAACUAAAUGCACAGUGGGCGGUGUUUCGCUAUGACAUCGUCCUCAUCGGUAUUUGGAUCAUGGGUCCAGUGAUGCUUUCCGCCGUUUCCCUAGGAGUUUAUUAUAAGUUAAAUGGCGAAUUAGCCGCAUCGGUUGCCUUCACCACCGUGUCCAUCUUCUCGUCCCUGGAGCUGACGCUUGCCAUACUCCCUGAGCUAAUAACGGAUUUCAUCGAGGCUUGGGUGAGCGCUGGAAGAAUUGAAAAAUUCUUGACCUCUGCUGAGAAAGGCCACAAUACACUUCCCUCCGAUCAUAUUUGCUUUGAGAAGGCCACCAUUGCUUGGCCGGUAGAAGAUGCCGACGAAACCGAUGGCAGAUUCAGCCUCCAAGAUAUCAGCUUAAGCUUCCCACCCAAAGGCCUCAGUGUUAUUUCUGGUAAAACGGGCUCUGGUAAAAGCUUGCUCAUCGCGUCUAUCCUGGGCGAAUCUGACAUACUGAGUGGCGCCGUUCGCGUCCCAGAAGCUCCGCCCCUUGAAGAUAGAUUUAACGACAACGCGAACAAAGAGAACUGGAUUAUCGACUCAGCAAUUGCCUACGUGGCUCAAAUACCGUGGAUCGAAAAUGCGACAAUUAAGGAUAAUAUUCUUUUUGGACUUCCGCUUGACUCAGAGCGAUAUCAUAAAGUUUUAUUCGCGUGCGCUUUGGAGAAAGAUCUUGAUAUGUUACCUGAUGGGGAACUCACUGACAUUGGCGCCAAUGGGAUAAAUCUCAGUGGAGGCCAGAAAUGGCGGAUAUCAUUUGCACGCGCCCUUUAUUCUCGCGCCGGUAUUCUUAUCAUGGAUGACUUGUUUAGUGCGUUGGAUGCCCACACAGGCCGGCAUCUCCAUGUACAUGCCCUAACAGGAGAACUUGGCCGAGGAAGGACGCGUAUACUCGUUACCCAUCAUGUGGCACUGUGCCUUGGCGAAACGGAUUACUCUGUAUAUCUUCAAAAUGACACCGUUGGACACGCGGGUACUGUGGACGAGCUGAGGAGAACUGGAGAGCUAACAGAAAUUCUAGCUGACAAGGCUAAUGAGGCAGCAAGACAAAGUGAUGAAGUUGAGGAAAAUAUAGACGGACUUGGUGAAGGGGAAGAUGGCCUACACAAAGUUUUAUCCCGUGGAUCGGAGGCACACACCAACGCAGUGACAAGUGACGCUGCUGUUAAAAGCAAUAAGGUCCCGGCUAAGUUCCAGCAAGACGAAUGGCGUGAAACCGGCUCCGUUAAAAUGGCUCAUUAUAAAACCUACUUUCAGAGUGGAGGGAACAUAUGGUAUUGGCUUUUCGUUGCAUUCGCAUUUUUGGCUUACAUUAUAAUGACAGUUGGACGUUCAUGGUGGAUAAGCAUUUGGACUCGAUCGUCAAGCGCUUCCACAACGGAAGGAAACCUCUCUGUAAUGACGCAUAUCGUGAAGAGGAGCGAACCGGCAUCGCCAAAUGCUUCCCUUUUGUAUUAUUUGGGGAUAUAUGUUGGGCUAUCCCUUGUAACAUGUGUUCUAGGCCCGUUGAGAUACGGCCUUUUCUUCAAUGCCUCUAUUAACGCCUCUCGUAACCUAUUUGAUCGGCUUACCUAUGCCGUGUUGAGAGCACCACUUCGUUGGCUUGACACGAUACCUGUUGGACGGAUCCUAAAUCGUUUCACAGCGGAUUUCAACAUGAUCGAUUCUCGGCUAGGUAGUGAUUUUGGUUCAAUGCUUUACCACGUCCUUCAAGUACUUGGAAUUAUGGCAGCCGGAUUACUCGUCUCGCCUAUUCUUAUAUUGUUCGCCAUGGUUCUUCUUGCGAUCAGUUUGUAUUAUUCACUCUACUACCUCGAUGGCGCUCGGGAGAUCAAACGCUUGGAGAGCACAGUAAAGAGCCCAGUAUACGAACAAUUCGGAACUGCCCUGACCGGAUUGACAACUAUCCGUGCCUUUGGAAAAGUUCCAACGUACAUUAAUCGAAUGUUCACGAAGAUUGAUCGUCACGCUCAAGCCUACUGGCACUUAUGGCUCUUCAACAGAUGGCUUGGUUUCCGCAUGAGUACUAUUGGGUCCAUUUUUGCUGUUAUUACUGCAGCGCUGGUGGUAUCCAUGAAAGGCAUCGAUGCCUCUCUGGCUGGCUUUGCCCUCAGUUUUGCCAUGCAAUAUACUAAUGCGAUCGCAUAUGCGUUGCGUGAAUAUACGAACAUAGAACUGAACAUGAACGCUACGGAAAGGGUGAUUGAAUAUUCCGAGAUCGAUAUCGAACCUCAAGACGGGUUUAGUGCACCUGCUGGCUGGCCUACCGCUGGUCGACUUGAAGUGUCAGAUCUCGUGGUUGCCUAUGCCCCCGACUUGCCUCCAGUCCUCAAGGGUUUGUCAUUCAAGGUAGAAAAAAACCAGCGCGUUGGUGUUGUUGGCCGUACCGGGGCAGGGAAGUCAUCAUUAACUCUAGCACUUUUCCGUUUCCUGGAAGCUCGCGGGGGGACUAUUCACGUUGAUGGUAUUGAUGUAUCCAAGAUCAAGCUCCAUGAUCUCAGAAGCCGCCUUGCCAUCAUACCUCAGGACCCUGUUCUGUUUUCCGGAACCAUAAGGUCAAACCUAGAUCCGUUUGAAGAAUUCAGCGACACGCAGUUACGCGACGCUUUAGAACGUGUGCACCUUGUUCCCAGCUCGCUCGUCGAAAGCGCCACGUCUACCCAGCCCUGCUCAUCCUCCUCACCUCCCCAAACAAGCACAGGGUCGACUACUCCAACACUGAUCAGUGGAGAAUCCUGCUCUACUGCUGCGGCCAACGCUAACGCGAACAUUUUCAGAAAUUUAGACUCCACCAUUUCCGAAGGUGGGCUAAAUCUUUCUCAAGGCCAGAGACAACUGCUCUGCCUAGCCCGUGCCAUUGUUUCGCAACCGAAAAUCAUGGUCCUCGACGAAGCAACAUCGGCUGUUGAUAUGGCCACUGACACAUUAAUCCAGCGUUCCAUCCGUUCUGAGUUUGGACGCAACUCAACAACAUUGCUUGUCAUCGCACAUCGACUGAGUACUAUUGCCGAUUUUGACCGCAUCUUGGUCAUGGAUGCCGGCAAGGCGGUGGAAUUUGGGGCGCCCAAAGAUUUGAUGCAGAUUGAUAAUGGAGUGUUUAGGGGAUUGGUGGAGGAAAGUGGAGAACGGGAGGUUCUGAAGCAGAUUAUUUUGGGGGAAUAA
Messenger RNA from Blastomyces dermatitidis ER-3, 4734 nucleotides. Its product is annotated as ABC bile acid transporter. Bases 1 to 4734 code for a protein of 1577 amino acids. The transcript is spliced from 3 exons. Gene Ontology annotation, molecular function: ATP hydrolysis activity; ABC-type transporter activity; ATP binding. Gene Ontology annotation, biological process: transmembrane transport. The record is from RefSeq and is a predicted model, not a curated record. Lineage: Eukaryota; Fungi; Ascomycota; Eurotiomycetes; Onygenales; Ajellomycetaceae. Gene Ontology annotation, cellular component: membrane.